AUGUCUGAGCGCGAUCCCUCGACCACCUUCCCAGCAGGACCUCCUUCGCCCUCUUCUCCCGCUGCCGGGUUCCUCAAAGACAACCGCCAGCUCCCCGUCUCCUCGGAUCACAUCCCCCAGACCCCGACAUCGCCUCCGUUGAUGUCGGUCAGUGAUUCGAGCCAUGUAUCCAACUUUGCUCCCGCCCAAACAUCACCGACCCAGGUGACUACCCAACCACCCAACACUUCGUCUCCUCCUUCGUCCGCACCAAUGUCUACUCAGGUCUCCCAACAACCGAUCGUGAGUAUGACAAACUCUUUCCCUACUCCCGCCAGUAGCGUGAGCGGUCAACUCGCGAAUACAACCUCCGCCGAGGACGCCGACCAAAGGUCCUUCGGCUCGACAACGCAAGACUCAACGAAGACCAUGGACGUUUCGGGUCACCAAAAGCCAGAGGACAAACGAACAGAUCAUGAACGACAGCAGUCGGUAUCUACUACCGCGGCAGGUGGACGGGAUCUUGCCACGGAUCAGACAGACGGAGACGCCAUGGACGUGGAUAAAGAACCGCUCCCACAGGCCGAGACUCGAAACCUCGGCUUGGACUCCCUUCAGAAUGACUUCAGCUCGGCUUUCCAUCUUUGUAAAAAUGCUCCUACUGUGACUGGACCGAAUCCUGCAAUGGACCUCAUCUCGCUCUACGGGCUCGGCCCGAUUGCACAAUCGGUGGCACGGAUGGACCCUAACACAGGAGAGAAGAUCAAUCGUUUGCGAAAGUCGUAUGAAGGAAAGUUGAAGGGACUUGGAUUGGCUGGUCGAAACAAGCCCGUGAAGCAGGAGCCUGGCGCACCUGGCAGUCUACGGCAUCUCACUCUGUGGCCGGAAGAGGAGUGGCAAAACCAGAAGGUCGUCGGGAAGCAGAUCCAAGUUGCCGAUAUUGACAGUGCCCUGCAUGGCUUGCAAAAUCGGGCUAUGCAAUUAGAGCCGGGCAUGGUACCCAACAAUGAUUUCUGGGAAGAUGUGCUGGGUCACGAGAAGCCAGCUAAGAACCAAGGCUCCGGUGAUACUGGUAAAAAGUCUGCCAGUGCUGCACCUUCUCCAGCCCCUCGUUCUAUCCUUCGCACAACCACGCCGGCAGCGGUCACGCAGGAGUCUGAGCGGCCCCGAGCCAGUCGUGGCCGGAAGAGACAUUACGAUGACAACAGCUUCGUCGGCUACGGCGAAGGUUACGCAGAUGACGAUGAUGACACCGGUUUCUACUCGAACGGCGAGGGAACCGGCAAAAAGAAACGAAAGAAGGACCAUGUGUCCAAGGUUUCCACUCCGCUCUCUGAAAGAGGUGGAAGUUACGGUGUAGGCAUGUUCGGAAUCGGUGCCCGAUGA
Molecule: messenger RNA, 1365 nt
Organism: Penicillium argentinense
Lineage: Eukaryota; Fungi; Ascomycota; Eurotiomycetes; Eurotiales; Aspergillaceae
Exons: 3
Coding region: 1-1365 (454 amino acids)
Biological process (GO): regulation of transcription by RNA polymerase II
Cellular component (GO): mediator complex
Molecular function (GO): transcription coregulator activity
Source: RefSeq, a predicted model, not a curated record